Molecule: messenger RNA, 3279 nt
Organism: Gaeumannomyces tritici R3-111a-1
Lineage: Eukaryota; Fungi; Ascomycota; Sordariomycetes; Magnaporthales; Magnaporthaceae
Product: lon protease like protein
Exons: 3
Coding region: 1-3279 (1092 amino acids)
Biological process (GO): mitochondrion organization; protein quality control for misfolded or incompletely synthesized proteins; protein catabolic process
Cellular component (GO): mitochondrial matrix
Molecular function (GO): ATP-dependent peptidase activity; ATP binding; serine-type endopeptidase activity
Source: RefSeq, a predicted model, not a curated record
AUGGGCAUGCUCAAUAUUCCUCGCCUCCAUCCGUCCCCAAACGCCUCAUUUCGGGAGCUGGGCGGCGAGCUCCGGCCCCUGAGGCUGAGAUCAAACCUGUCCACAUCACCUGUCGCCCUCAAGAAGAAGAAGGAUGACGGCUUCUUCGACACGACAGAACCACUAUCCGAAGAGGAGAUAAAAGCCAACUCGGAGGAGGCGCGCGCGAAAGAACUACAAGAGAAGGAGAAGAAGGAGAAGGAUGUUUCUGAGGCGAAGGACUCAUCACCGCCUGCUUCCAGCGGCCAGGGGACACCCGAAGCGCGCGACGGCAAGGGCUCUAGCGCGGCCGGGGGCGCAUCCGGCAACUCUGGAGACGGCGACGGAGGCAAGAAAGGGCGCAAGUCGGCAGCUGAGAAAGCCCUACAGAAGCCCACGGUGCCCGAGGUGUAUCCCCAGGUCAUGGCCAUCCCUAUUGCCAAAAGGCCACUCUUCCCGGGAUUCUACAAGGCGAUUACGAUUAAGGAUCCGAAUGUCGCCGCUGCCAUUACCGAGAUGAUCCGGAGGGGCCAGCCGUACGUUGGCGCGUUCUUGUUCAAGGACGAAAACUCAGAUGAGGACAUUAUCCGCAAACCCGAGGACGUUCACGAAGUGGGAGUCUUUGCCCAGAUAACCAGCGCAUUCCCCGCCACCGGGGAGAAGAACAGCUCCCUCACGGCUAUCCUGUACCCGCACCGCCGCAUUCGCAUCUCGACCCUGAUACCCCCAGGCGCAGCUGAGGCCAAGACCGACACAGUGGAAGAGCCCCCUAUCCCGGACCCCAUCCCAUCAAAACCCGUGGAGGGGGAUGCUGCGCAAGACAAAAAGGGGGAUGUCGUGGCUAGCUUCGAGGAGAGCGCCGUGGCGAACGGGCCAGGCUCAGCGGAUCAAAACGAGCCCACUGCCACAUCGUUCCUGCGAAAAUAUCCCGUCAGUCUCGUCAAUGUCGAGAACCUGGCAGAAGAACCGCAUGACCCCAAGAGCCCUGUGAUCAGGGCGGUGACCAAUGAAAUCGUCAACGUAUUCAAGGAGGUCGCCACAAUGAACAGCCUGUUUCGGGACCAGAUCUCCACCUUCUCCAUGAGCCAGUCUACCGGAAAUGUGACGGCAGAGCCUGCGAAGCUUGCAGAUUUCGCGGCUGCCGUAUCGGCUGGUGACCCGGAGGAGCUGCAAGAGGUCCUCUCGAGCCUCAACGUGGAAGAUCGGAUGCAGAAGGCUCUUGUGGUGCUCAAGAAGGAGUUGAUGAAUGCGCAGCUGCAGUCCAAGAUCUCAAAGGAUGUGGAGAACAAGAUCACGAAGCGGCAGAGAGAGUACUGGCUCAUGGAACAGAUGAAGGGCAUCCGCCGUGAGCUUGGCAUCGAAUCGGACGGCAAGGACAAGCUCGUAGAAAAGUUCAGGGAGAAGGCAGACAGCUUGGCCAUGCCAGAUGCGGUGCGCAAGGUUUUUGACGACGAGGUCAACAAGCUAGCCCAUCUAGAGCCCGCGGCGUCCGAGUUCAACGUCACGCGCAACUACCUGGACUGGUUGACGCAGAUCCCCUGGGGCCGGAGGAGUGCAGAAAACUUUGGUAUCCAAAACGCAAUGAAGGUUCUGGAUGAGGACCACUACGGCCUCAAGGAUGUCAAGGACCGCAUCCUGGAGUUCAUCGCCGUCGGGAAGCUGCGCGGAACUGUUGAAGGCAAAAUCCUAUGCUUCGUUGGCCCCCCAGGAGUCGGAAAGACGAGUAUAGGAAAGUCGAUCGCUCGGGCCCUUAACAGGGAAUACUACAGGUUCAGUGUCGGUGGACUCACCGAUGUUGCUGAGAUCAAGGGUCAUAGGAGGACAUACGUCGGCGCUCUCCCUGGACGCGUGAUCCAGGCGUUGAAGAAGUGCCAGACCGAGAACCCCCUGAUCCUGAUUGACGAAAUCGACAAGAUCGGGCGCGGAUACCAGGGUGACCCGUCAUCAGCCCUGCUGGAGCUACUUGACCCGGAGCAGAACGGAUCCUUUCUCGACCAUUACAUGGACGUGCCCGUCGAUCUUUCCAAAGUCCUGUUCGUUUGCACGGCGAACAUGACAGAUAGCAUCCCCCGGCCCCUCCUUGACCGGAUGGAGGUGAUUCGGCUUUCGGGUUACGUCUCUGACGAGAAGAUGGCCAUCGCGCAGAAGUACCUUGCGCCCGCUGCCAAAGAGCUCGCUGGCCUCGACAAAGCCGACGUGACAUUGAGCGACGACGCCAUUGAGGAGCUCAUCAAGUCAUACUGCCGCGAGUCGGGAGUUAGAAAUCUGAAGAAGCAGAUCGAGAAGGUCUACCGGAAAUCGGCCCUGAAGAUCGUGCAGGAACUCGGCGAAGACGUGUUGCCCGAGUCGGAGGCUCUCACGGACGAGGGCAAGGCGGCGCUAGAGGAACAGGCCCAGAAGGAGAAGGAGGCGGAGAAGGAUACGCAAAAGUCCGAGAGCGAGGAGUCGGCGGCGGCCGAGGCGACGGGCACUGCCCAGGCUACAGCCGAGAAGCCGCGGGCGGCGCUCAAGGUUCCCGACAGCGUCCAUGUCACGAUCGACAAGGACAGCCUCAAGGAUUACGUGGGCCCGCCGGUCUUCACGUCGGACAGGCUCUACGACGUGACGCCGCCCGGCGUGACCAUGGGCCUGGCCUGGACGCAGAUGGGCGGUGCCGCCAUGUACAUCGAGUCGAUCCUGCAGGCGGCGCUGCGACCCAGCACGAGGCCGUCGCUCGAGAUCACGGGCAACCUCAAGACGGUCAUGAAGGAGUCGUCAGCCAUCGCGUACUCGUUUGCAAAGUCGCACAUGGCCAAGACCUUCCCGGACAACCACUUCUUCAACAAGGCCAAGAUACACGUCCACGUGCCCGAGGGGGCGGUGCAGAAGGACGGGCCGUCGGCAGGCAUCACCAUGGCGACGAGCCUGCUCUCGCUGGCGCUGGACACGCAAGUGGCGCCCACGGUCGCCAUGACUGGCGAGCUGACCCUGACGGGCAAAGUCCUACGCAUCGGCGGCCUGAGGGAGAAGACGGUGGCGGCACGGCGGGCUGGCUGCGACAUGAUCAUCUUCCCACAGGACAACAUGUCGGAUUGGCUUGAGCUUCCCGAGAAUAUCAAGGAGGGCAUCGAGGGCCGUCCUGUCAACUGGUUCUCCGAAGUUUUCGACCUCGUCUUCCCCAACCUGGACCGCGAAAAGGCCAACGCGUGUAAGAUCUGCGAGUGGAAGAAGGAGCAUGGCCAGUCGUCCAAGGACUCGGAGCAGAGCAGCAAGGACGAUUAG